AUGGCCACAUUGCUAGUGAACUCCCUCAAGCGGUUCGUCUUAACGGAGCGCAGCACGACCGGUGCUGCACUACGGCUCGUCACAGCGGCCAAUCUGCACACGGGCAACGCGCUGGCCAAAAACUGGAACGGCAACAAUACCGGACCGCAACGAUGGCUCCAGUACAACAAAGUUAUCUACCCGCCCCAGCAACCGGACGAACAGCCGCGCCCCGCCUACGUCUGCCACCAGAAGACCAACCUGAAAUACAGCCCGAAAAAGAUGUGGUACGUUGCGUCGUUCGUGCGCGGCAUGUCGGUGGACGAAGCGGUAAAGCAGCUGUCCUUCAUCGACAAGAAGGGUGCCAGCUUCGUGAAGGAAGCGAUACUCGAGGCGGUCGAGAUGGCGGUGAAGCGGCAUAACGUCGAGUACCGGACGAAUCUGUGGGUAGCAGAAUCGUUCUGUGGCAAGGGGCGCGUGUUCAAGGGCUUGCGGCGCCAUGGCCGCGGCCGAACCGGCGAGGUCGAGUACAAACACUGCCAUUACUUCGUGCGGCUGGAGGAAGGAACGCCACCGGCACACUACUAUCAACCGGCACCGAAGACGGGCGAACAGCAGCUGGCCGAAUGGGAGGAAACGAUGCGAAAGCGAAAGGUGACCGGUUCAUUGUAAACGGUAGUGGAACGCGUAGUUAAU
Anopheles maculipalpis is the source of this 675-nucleotide messenger RNA. It is a transcript of the gene mRpL22, whose product is annotated as 39S ribosomal protein L22, mitochondrial. The transcript has a single exon. Gene Ontology annotation, molecular function: structural constituent of ribosome. Gene Ontology annotation, biological process: translation; ribosome assembly. NCBI's taxonomy places the organism in Eukaryota, Metazoa, Arthropoda, Insecta, Diptera, Culicidae. The coding region runs from base 1 to 651 and encodes 216 amino acids. Gene Ontology annotation, cellular component: ribosome; mitochondrial large ribosomal subunit. The record is from RefSeq and is a predicted model, not a curated record.